AUGUCUCAGACUCAGAGCCUUCGUAUUGUCUUUGCCGCCGAUGAGGCUGGCCAGCCCUACAAGGAGACCCUCAAGGAGGUCCUUGGAAAGAACCCCAAUGUCAGCGAGAUCCUCGAUGUCGGCGUCAACUCGACAUCUGACAAGACUGCAUACCCUCACCCUGCCGUCGAGGGAGCCAAGCUCAUCAGAGACGGCAAGGCUGACCGUGGUCUCUUCAUCUGCGGCACUGGUCUGGGUGUUGCCAUCUCCGCCAACAAAGUCCCUGGCAUCCGCGCCGUCACAGCCCACGAUUCCUUCUCUGUCGAGCGUGCCAUUUUGAGCAACGACGCUCAGGUACUCUGUUUCGGCCAGCGCGUUAUUGGUCUCGAGCUAGCAAAGCGUCUCGCGAACGAGUGGGUGACCUACAAAUUCGACCCCAACAGCUCUUCUGCCCCCAAAGUCCAGGUCAUCAAGGACUAUGAGGCCCAGUUCGCUCAAUAG
This is a messenger RNA of Aspergillus mulundensis, 480 nucleotides long. RefSeq names its product RpiB/LacA/LacB family sugar-phosphate isomerase. Gene Ontology annotation, molecular function: isomerase activity. Gene Ontology annotation, biological process: carbohydrate metabolic process. NCBI's taxonomy places the organism in Eukaryota, Fungi, Ascomycota, Eurotiomycetes, Eurotiales, Aspergillaceae. Gene Ontology annotation, cellular component: intracellular anatomical structure. Bases 1 to 480 code for a protein of 159 amino acids. The record is from RefSeq and is a predicted model, not a curated record. The transcript has a single exon.